Molecule: messenger RNA, 756 nt
Organism: Rosa rugosa (rugosa rose)
Lineage: Eukaryota; Viridiplantae; Streptophyta; Magnoliopsida; Rosales; Rosaceae
Product: disease resistance protein At4g27190-like
Exons: 1
Coding region: 1-756 (251 amino acids)
Molecular function (GO): ADP binding
Source: RefSeq, a predicted model, not a curated record
AUGAAAUCUGUGUGGAGUAAAGUAAAACAACGGGUUGUGGAAAUCAACACGGGUGGUUUUGAAGUAUUUGAAGCAACAAGACAAGCCAUGGAUGAGGUUAUGAAUGCGCUAAAUGAUGACAAGGUCACUGCUGUUGGGGUCUACGGCAUGGGAGGCGUUGGAAAGACAAUCAUGGUGGAACAUGUCUGUCAACAAGCUCAGAAUGAUGGCCUUUUUGAUCAUGUGAUUAUGGUUGUUGUUACCCAAAGGCCUGACUUGAGAAAAAUUCAAGGCAUAUUGGCAGAUCAGUUGGGCGUCGAAUUGGAGGAAACUACACUGAUAAAAAUUCAAGGCACAUUCGCAGAUCAGCUCGCCAUCAAAUUGGAGGAAAGUACACAAAGUCGAAGAGCAGCAAGACUGAGUAUGGAGAUAAUGAGGAGAAAUAAGAUCCUUAUAAUCUUGGACGACAUUUGGGAGAGAAUCGAUUUGUCAAGAAUAGGAAUACCAAGCUACAAGGAACUUCAAAAUUGCAAUUCCAAAGUCCUACUCACCACAAGGAUAAGGAAGGUCCGUCAUGUCAUGAGAUGCCAAGAAAAGAUCACCCUCAGCACCCUAUCCGAAGAAGAUUCUUGGGCCUUGUUUGUGAGAAAUGCAGGAAGGUUUUCUGAAUCCACCAAAGUCGAGGAUGUAGCGAGGAAGGUGGCUAGAGAAUGUGCUGGUCUCCCAAUUGCGGUGAUAAAUGCCUGGUGGAAUGGAAAGAAGCAGCUCAACGACUAA